CAGUGCGGCCUCCACCUGUUUCCUUCAUUCCGGGGGUUUCAUGGGAGCAGAAAGUUUGUUUUUAAUAUCCCAGCUCUUAUCUUGUAGCGGCAGCCUGUCCCCUCCCCUUGGACAGACAGACAAAGGCAGAGAGAGCUUUCCUGUUCCAACCACAAUUCGCACAGCACGCGGACACCAUGGGGAACAACUGCAUCAUCACUGCGUCCAGCCACCUGGAACUAAACAUGAGCGAUUACAGCUUUGAGAACAUGAUGGUGAAUUACUCCUCCGAAUAUAACAUUGAUGAGAUCUUGGCCUCUGCACCCUGCCGGAGUGGCUACUGUUCAUUCUUUCGCAACCAUGCCUUCAACUUCCUGGUUGUGGUCUGUGCCCUGGGCCUGUUGAGUAACCUGGCUCUGGUGGUGGCCUUGACCCGCUGCCGGAGUCUUUGGGGCUGGCCCCCUGGCAGAGCCUCCUUGUUCCAGCUGAUGCUUGGCACCACCAUCUUCACGGCCAUGCUGCCAUUUUUUGCUGCAGGCAUCAGGCAAGGUUGGGUCAUUGGUAACGGGCUCUGCAAGAUGGCGUACAUGCUGUGGCAUGGAAGCCUCUUCGCUGAAGGGUUGCUGGUAGCUGCUGGUGCAUGCAGUGCCAUGUGGGGCAAAUGGGUUCCCAGCCGGCACCACUGGUGCAUGGCCGUGGCUCUCUGGGUGGCAGCUGUCCUCCUGGCAGUGCCAGCUGCCUUGCUGAGUGGGACGGAGGGGCACCCGCAGAAGCUGUGUAUGAUGAGGGACAUGACCGGGUGGUACCUGGCCCACGUCACAUCCUGCCUGGUUGUUUUCAUUCUGCUCCCUGCUGCACUGGGCGUAGCCAAGGCAAUGCUGACAUGGCGCAGGAGUGGCUGGCAGCUGCGGGUUGGGGUGACAUGUCUGUUCUUCCUUCUCUGGGUGCCGUACGGGACAGCCCUGCUCCUAGACUUACUGGUGCGGAGGCUGCUGCCCUACGCCAGCUGCCAUUUCUAUGAGCUUCUUGACUUCUUCCUGGGGCUGUCAGAGGGCCUCGGUGUGCUGCACUGCUGCCUCGGGCCCUUGCUGCUUCUCGGAGCAGGGCUGUAUCACCGAAGGACCCAUGCUGACCCAGGCCCUCUCCGAGGGCCAGCACAGCAUGUGCCAGGGCUAAUAUUGCCAACCCCAAAUGUUCAAAAAGCAUGAGUCAGGCUGACCAAAAAUCAUGAGAUUGGCUUUAAAAUUCUGUGAGUCUCUAAAAUAAUCUUGGGGUCCUUUUUAUUUGCCUUCUGCUUUUUGAGCCUUUAGUGUACAUGGGGGAAACAUUGUAAUGCUUUCACUACAGCCAGGAGGGCUAGAAACUGACUUUUUCUUUAAGAAUAAAGGCUGAAGUCAUCACAUCUCCACUUGGCUCCAGGAGCUGGGGCUUUCAGGAAAACAAUAACUAUCAUGAGACUCAUGACAAACUCAUAAGAGUUGGCAACACAGGGGGCAGGGCUGCCCAGGUACCCUCCAGCUGGUGUUCUGCAUGUCCAUGUAGGUGCCCAUGCUGCAGUGCCUGAGCUCGACUUGCCAUUCCUGGCACUUUGUGUCAUCAUUUUCACCCAGGCAGAGCAGCUUAAUCCUACUUUCCACUGGUGGAAAUGACAACCCAAGGUGCUGGGGGGUCAGGGAGAAGUCAGACCCCCGUCUCUCUGCCCGGGGCUGUGGAAGCAGCAUUCACAGCCAUGGGGCUGAGUUGGCCGAGCUCCCUUGCUCACCUGAGCUUCCUGCCACCAACGAAAGCAGGAGAAGGUGGGUGAAGUAUUAUCUUUAAUUGGACCAACUUCUGCUGGUGAGAGAGACAAGCUCUUGAGCUGCAUGGAGCUCUGAGAACCUGUCCCAGACCUGGGCUCUGUGCAGCUCGAAAGCUUGGCUCUCACCGAUAGACAUUGGUCCAAUCAAAGAUGUUACCUGACCCACCUCGUCUCUGUCAUAUCCUGAGACCAAUGUGGCUGCAGCAACCUGCAGCCAAUGGACAGGGCCUCUUCACUGCAGAGUUAACUCAAGUUAUAACAGGAGCGCUGCCCCUCACUCCCCUCCCAUCCACACACAAACCCCUCACUCGAGUGCAUUGCUUUUAACUGGAGCUGGCUGGGCCAUCGGGGGUACAGGCGACAGCUCGGGCGAGCACAACUCCUCAGCAGCUAACACAACCACUCUAGUGUGGAAGCAGACUAGUUCCACUCGAGUGCUGCUAGUCCUCCAGUGCCUUCCUACAAUUCCCCCGUGGCCCCAGCAAGGACAGACAAGUUCUCCCCUAGUUCACUGGGAAAGAAUCCAUAGAGCGGCUCAGCUCACGCAGGGCUAAGCACUAGGGGACAUGCCCCCAGGAACCGUAGUGCCUCACAUGAGCCAGGGCAGCGCCAGUGUGGACACAGCAGCUGGAGGGUUACUGCACAGCGGGGCUGCUCUCACGUGGGCUGGGCUGACUCGAGAGGAGUCACCGGAGCAUAGGGAGCUUGAGUUAACUGUUCCCAGAAGACAGACCCUGAAUCUCAACCUGGCCAAAACAGAACACUUAACCUGUCCCCCAAGCCCUCCCAGCACCCUGCUCUCUCGGUCCCCUGCCAUCACCAACACGCCCGUAACCUGGGCAUUGACUUUGACUUAUCCCUCUCUCUAGACAUCCAUGCUGUGUCUGGAUCAUAUCCCUCCUUCCAGCCCGGCCUGUCUAAGACCCAGCCUGUCCUUUGGCCACACAGCUGUGUCUCUGGCCCAGGCCCUCAUCAUCUCUCACCUUCAUGACCACAUCCUCCUCCUUCUCUCUGGCCUUGUCAAACCCAUCUUCCUCCUUAAACCCUUUCGAAAAGCUACUGCCAGAUCAUUGCCUGGCUCAUUGGGCUCAGCGGGUCACCCCCCUGUGCCUCCCUAUGCUGGUCCCCGCUCCUCCACAGCACUGAACACAAACAACAUGUCAGCCCUUCCCAGCUAUGGCCUGCCUGACUAACUCAUCUUUUAGAUGGCACUGAGCCAUCGCCAGUCCCCUCUUCCCCCCGGAAAUGAUGCAGCCGUCAGCACCCAUCAGUUAGCUCAUCCCAGAAGCACCUUCUCACUCCCUCCCCCACCUGCCCUUAUGCCACGGACAAGCAAAACCACCAUGUUCUCGGCCUUAAACCUCUCCAAGCCCCAGCUCGGCCUGCUGCCUGUGAAGGGCUGGGUGGUGGCUGGGUGGCUGCUGGGCUGUGACUGCUGCACAGUCCCUGUUCCCUGUGCUCCCGGGUCUGUCUGAGUAACCUCUGUGACACUCUGUACCUUGGGGGAACACCCAGCACCCCCAUGUUCAUCCUUAUAAUAUGAUUGUGUGGUAGCCAAUGCAAAGCUUGUCAUGUCAGGUAUCUUUGGAAGGCUCAUGAUGUACUGAAUAAUUAAUGUUAUAGUAAUGUUAUAGGCUGUAAUUUCAUGUAUAUAGUUAUGAGGCUGAAAAUGUAUCCUCCUGGCUUAAAGCAAGCCCAGGCAAAAACUCUCUAAGAGCAGAGGGGCAGUUCACACCUCAUCAGGGCAUGUAUGGGACAAACCCAGCCCAGCCUCACAGGAAUAAAGGACGCUGGCCAAGGUAGCAACAAAAGAAUCUGAUGGACUCUUGAGUGAGUCACCCCCUGACUUUGGUCAGUUUGGGACUGCGAUGAGGUGAUGCUCACCUGGCUCUGAAGGGGGGCGGCAAAGCCAAGAGGGAAGAAAGG
This is a messenger RNA of Mauremys mutica (yellowpond turtle), 3703 nucleotides long. RefSeq names its product atypical chemokine receptor 1 (Duffy blood group) (gene ACKR1). The record is from RefSeq and is a predicted model, not a curated record. Gene Ontology annotation, molecular function: chemokine binding; G protein-coupled receptor activity. The transcript has 2 exons. Bases 177 to 1187 code for a protein of 336 amino acids. Gene Ontology annotation, cellular component: membrane. Gene Ontology annotation, biological process: chemokine-mediated signaling pathway; inflammatory response; G protein-coupled receptor signaling pathway. Lineage: Eukaryota; Metazoa; Chordata; Testudines; Geoemydidae.